Messenger RNA from Lodderomyces orthopsilosis Co 90-125, 651 nucleotides. RefSeq names its product aminoacyl-tRNA hydrolase. Bases 1 to 651 code for a protein of 216 amino acids. Gene Ontology annotation, molecular function: peptidyl-tRNA hydrolase activity. Lineage: Eukaryota; Fungi; Ascomycota; Pichiomycetes; Serinales; Debaryomycetaceae. The transcript has a single exon. The record is from RefSeq and is a predicted model, not a curated record.
AUGCUAAGGGGGUUUGUUAAUGCAUACUGGCCGGUAAAAGCUGACCCAUAUCUACAACUAACCAGAUGUCUUUUUGUUUGUUCGAUUGGAAAUCCUGAACCUCAAUAUAAAGGUACCAAACACAAUGUUGGCCAUAGAGUAAUGGACCAAUUAAUUCACAAUUACUGGAAAGAUCACUUGUAUAAAGAAGGUAGCUACUAUUAUUCACGAAAGUAUCCCAAUCUUGUCCUUUUCAAAUCCGACUCUACUUUGAUGAACCUUCAGGGUAAAACAAUGUCCAAACACUUUCAACAAUUUCAUAAACAAUCGCGUUUGAUAGUACUUCAUGAUGAUUUGGAACGCGAUUUGGGAAAGUUUCAAGUUAGAAAACCAGGAACAAGUUCAAGGGGCCACAAUGGUCUUAAGUCCAUCGACGGAAUAUAUAAAGACAAAUAUUCGAAGAUUGCUAUAGGAAUAGGAAGACCCACAUCGAAAACUGUAACAAAUUACGUCUUGCUGAAGUUUGAUGCCAAGGAGCAGGAGGUUUUGGAUUUCGACGUAAUACCCAAAGUUGUCAAGGAAUUGGAGGAUAUAAUUGAAGAUGAUUUAGACUAUUUACGAAAGGAAAGAAAAGAAGUGAUGUCUCUGUAUGCUGGCGACAAGAGAGGGUAG